Nymphaea colorata (pocket water lily) is the source of this 1279-nucleotide messenger RNA. Its product is annotated as phytosulfokine receptor 2-like. The transcript is spliced from 2 exons. The record is from RefSeq and is a predicted model, not a curated record. Lineage: Eukaryota; Viridiplantae; Streptophyta; Magnoliopsida; Nymphaeales; Nymphaeaceae. Gene Ontology annotation, biological process: protein phosphorylation. Gene Ontology annotation, molecular function: protein kinase activity; ATP binding. Bases 74 to 1165 code for a protein of 363 amino acids.
UCCGUCGCCCACAGUCCCCACGCGCCUCUUUCUCUCUCUCUCUCUCUGAAGGAAGAAGGAGGAGAAAUCGGCCAUGGCGAGGCUUUCGCAGCUAAGCGUGCCGCUCCAAGUGGCGGCGGCAGCGGUCGCUGGCUUCGCCGGAGUCACGAUCAUCUUCCUUUUGCUCUUCUUCCUAUGCUCCGGCAGGAAGAAGGCCGCCGGUUCCCGGAACCUGCAGGCGCAGUCGGCCUCGGAAUUCAGCAGCAUCGCCUACCUCGGGCGGUCCCUCCACCGGAUAUCGAUGCCAGAGCUGAUCGCCGCCACGAACAACUUCGAUAACUCCGCCGUCGUCGGCGACGGGAGCUUCGGCCUCGUCUACAAGGGCAAGCUCGCCGACGGCCAACUCGUCGCCGUUAAAAAGCUCAACACGGAUGCUUUCCAGGGCCUCCGGGAAUUUGAAGCCGAGAUGGAAACACUGGGCAGAGUCAGCCAUGAAAACAUUGUCAAGAUCCUCGGCUACUGCAAGUCCAGCGGUGACCGAAUCCUUGUCUACGAAUACGUCGCCAAUGGCUGCCUCGACCAGUGGCUCCACGGCGAUCCACCCACUCCAGUCUCUACCAGACUCACUUGGCCCAUCAGGGUCAAUCUCAUCAGGGGUGUGGCGGCGGGGCUAGCCUACCUGCACGACGGCUGCCGGCCGAAGAUCAUACACCGCGACAUCAAGGCCAGCAACGUUCUUCUCGACGAGGAAUUCCAAGCCCAUAUCGCCGAUUUCGGCUUGGCUCGGAGGGUCGACAACCCGAGCCACUCCCACGUCUCGACCCAAGUCGCCGGGACCAUGGGCUACAUGCCGCCGGAGUACAAGGACGGUCUCCGGGCUACGACGAAAGGCGACGUGUACAGCUUUGGAGUGCUCAUGCUCGAAGUGGCCACGGGCAGGAGGCCCAACCUUGCAGUGGAGGAGAAGGAGAACGGAACGGUGAGGCAGGUCUGGCUCGUCGACUGGGCCCGUCAGCUGGUGGGUCAAGGCAGGGAGAUGGAAGCCGUUGACCAGACUCUAACAGAGGAUGGGCUCGAGCCACCUAGUGUCAAAGAGUUCUUCAGGAUAGCCUGCUCGUGUAUCACUGAUAACCCUGGCGAGAGACCUCUAAUGGCUGACGUUGUGUCUAUGCUUGAUCCUUUGUGAUCUAACGUGCCACUUCAGGCACCCUAUAGUCUCCAUACAAAAGCAUGUUUGAUUGUAUUUAGCAACUUCAACACGAAAAUAAUUAAUCUAAUAAAGAAGCAGUACGUUUAUGAA